AUGCAGACCAAGUCCUUCUUCACCACCCUGCUUGCUCUGUUGCCCGCAGUUCAAGCCUUCGAGUUCACCGGGCCUGACCCCUCGGUCGACCUCGACUUCAGAAAGGAAAUCACCAUCACUUGGAACGGCAAAGUUGGAAAAGAUGUUUCCCCCAAACUCGAUUUAGAGUGGUACGCCGAACCCGACAAGCUCCACAAGAUCGGCUCCGAGAUCACUCGCAAUGUCGCAGACGUGUACCUGUCUGACCGCCAGUAUAAGGUGAAGUUCGGCAAGAACACGAAUGGCUUGCUUCGUCCAUAUGCCAAGGAACUCGCUGCAGACAAGUUGUUCUCGUUCAGGGCUAUAUUCAGGGAUGGAGAAGAAGACGUUACGUAUUACAGUCAGAACUAUACUGUUGUUGGACUGGAGUAG
This is a messenger RNA of Fusarium pseudograminearum CS3096, 411 nucleotides long. RefSeq lists its product as uncharacterized. Lineage: Eukaryota; Fungi; Ascomycota; Sordariomycetes; Hypocreales; Nectriaceae. Bases 1 to 411 code for a protein of 136 amino acids. The record is from RefSeq and is a predicted model, not a curated record. The transcript has a single exon.